UAUGCUUACUUUUCUAUUGUAUACGACUAUCUACACGGCUUACAAUUAGACGAAUCCUCUAUCUGUUCAUGAUUCUUCUGGCUACCAGACACACAUCGUCAUUCAAAUCGCCAUCGGUGCUACCAUUGUGUAGAAACAAGCAUAAUUUCAACCCUUUGUAUGGUUGUUAUUUAAGGAGAUCGGUGAAUAUAUUAUCUUCGCGUUAUGCUGUUCCUGGUAUAUCAAGGAAGAGUGAGUGUUUUGUAACAUGGCCAGCAGAACGCAUUAAUCUGUAUACCAGCCCAAAGAGGCCAUUUCGUUGCUUUACUAAUACUUGUCCUACUGCUGACAUUGGUAACAGCCAGGAUUCGAGAAUGGUAUACAUAGGGGAGAAUUAUGUGCUCACCAGGCACACGCCGGACAGUGAUAACAUCACGCUAACCAUUAAUUGGCGUGGCCGAGAAGUCAAUAUGGAUAGGCGGAAGUAUGAACCUAUAGAAACGACUAUUACUCGUCUUAAAAGAUCCCUAUACAAGCUUGAUAUGGCUAACAACCAGAAGGAGAAUAUCUCCAUAGAUCCAUCUAACGAGUCGUCGGCUCCAAGAGCAUCCUUUGAAUCUUGUGCUUUAGAUUCCACGAUCCCAGGGACAUCUCUGUCAACUAAUGGUACAAAUAGUAACGAUCCGCGUCAGAAAAAUACGGCAACCACACCAGACUGCUAUUCUAUAUCUUUUUUGUCGAGUUCAUUUGAAUGUUUCGAUCAAAAGAGCUCGCUCCUCGAGGUAGCACAGAAUGCGUCGUUUCUUUCGUUAAAUGACACUUUACUGCAGAUAUUCAAUAACGUGUCGCGUAUUUGUGAUGUAUUCCUGUCAUCAAGGGCAAUGGUCGGUUGUCCAUUAACAGUACAGAUACAGAGUGAUGGUUCUUUGAAUUAUGAUGACGUUGUUAUUGACUGGUGGGACGAUAGGGGACAGUUAUUACAUCGGGGUCCCGUGUAUAUUCCACCUGAGUUCAUGGCUUAUCGCGUGGUAAAGGCAAUAGUGACGCACAAUAGGUUGCCAUGGAACUUCAUGGAAUCUGAUUUCUGUCGGGUAUUCGAUGCACCUAUUAAUCGUUGGCAGUAUGAAAGAAUAAUGUUAUUUAACACGUCGCCGGUGGGAAAUGCAACAUCUCCUUUGCAAUCGGACUCCAUGGAUUUACGUGUCAUGUCUUUUAACAUCCUCUCUCCUACAUACGUUGCUACUGAUGAAGCUAUACAACGCUUUUUUCCUUACUGCCCUCAUGAAUGGCUAGACAGCAGCUAUCGCAAUCCUUUGAUUCUAAGGGAGAUCUUCUUAUUACGCCCGCAUAUUCUGUGUUUGCAGGAAUGUGCUACAAGCGCUUAUCGUAACUAUAUAGAGCCAGUUCUGGGCCAACAAUACUAUUCGUGGUUGACUAUAAAGAACACUACUUCGGAUGAAGGUUGCUGCAUAUUCAUAAAGAAGGACAUAUUUGAUGUGGUUGAUGUACAGAGUUUAAUGUUCAAGGAGCAGAUUCUUAGACCUGAAUAUUCUGACCUUUUAAAUCGUAUUGGGGCGCCAAAUUGGUUGAAUUACGAUGAGAAGACUUAUUUUAGCAAAUUCCAUACUGUUUUCCAACUAGGAUGCUUUGUGAACAGAUCUAAUGAAAAGUCCAACUACUUGUUUUUAGCGAAUUCGCAUUUAUAUUUCCACCCAAGUGGCAAGCACAUUCGUUUGUUACAGACUUAUGUCUUACUUUAUGAGCUGGAGCGUUUCAAGAAAAGAUGUGGUGAUAAGUUCGGGUUUGACAUAGAAACGGAGUCUGUAACUAUUAUUUGUGGUGACUUUAACUCCUUUAGUAGUGAAGGUGCCUAUCACCUUGUCGUCAACGGUUGGAUUCCAUAUCACCAUGAGGACUUUGAAUAUGGUCUUCGGUAUUCUCACGAAAGGUUCAUUCCGUCAGCGCAAAACAAGCAAUAUUUAGAUUCUCGGAUGAAUGGUACACCCUAUAGCUUCGGUGAACAAAGUGAAAGACUAGAGGUACCUAAUUACCAAGGAUACCAUGAUGCUUAUUCCGGUCAUGAACUUCCAUUCACCAACUUCGUGAAGACUUUCUCCGGUACUCUGGACUAUAUAUUCCACUCUAACAAUAUAAAGGUUAAGCGUUGUUUACCUGGUAUUACUACUAGGGAUGCUCAGGAGUAUGAAGGAUUACCGUCUAAAUUAUAUCCGUCCGAUCACAUAUCAAUAGCAGCGGAUUUUUAGACAUUG
This is a messenger RNA of Babesia bovis T2Bo, 2249 nucleotides long. Its product is annotated as endonuclease/exonuclease/phosphatase family protein. Gene Ontology annotation, cellular component: mitochondrion. Gene Ontology annotation, biological process: nuclear-transcribed mRNA catabolic process, deadenylation-dependent decay. The transcript has 3 exons. NCBI's taxonomy places the organism in Eukaryota, Apicomplexa, Aconoidasida, Piroplasmida, Babesiidae. The coding region runs from base 69 to 2243 and encodes 724 amino acids. Gene Ontology annotation, molecular function: 3'-5'-RNA exonuclease activity. The record is from RefSeq and is a predicted model, not a curated record.